CUGUGCAAAGUUGAACAGUUUUGUUGGUAACUGGAGAUAUUGGAGUUUUGAAUUAUUUCUUUGUCUCGUUGAAGAUUUCAUAAUGGGUUCAGUGAAGCUGGGAAAUCCUAUUAACACAAAUAAAUGGUUGGAGGAAAAUAAACCAUCAUUUGUGCCUCCUGUUUGCAACAAACUCAUGUAUGGUAAAGGUCAGUUGAAGAUAAUGUACGUUGGUGGACCAAACACAAGGAGUGACUUCCAUAUUGAAGAAGGAGAGGAAUUUUUCUACAUGGUAAAAGGUAACAUGUGUCUAAAAGUUAUGGAACAAGGGAAGCCGAAGGAUGUAAUUAUUAAAGAAGGAGAGGUGUUUCUUUUGCCUUGUCAUAUUCCACAUAGUCCUCAACGGUUGGAAAAUACUGUUGGCUUGGUUAUUGAAAGAGAACGUGAAGAAGGGGAGCAAGAUUGCUUGCGGUAUUACUGUGAGGACAAUAAAACCAUCUUGUUCGAGAAAUGGUUCCAUUGUGCAGACCUUGGAAAAGACCUGGUUCCAAUUGUCAAAUCAUUUUUCUCUUCUGAGCAGCACAAGACAGGAAAACCAAUUCCAGGUACUAUCACAGAUAACCCACCAUUUAAACUUGACACCACAACGAAACUGGCUGACCCAUUCUCUUUACAAAAGUGGGUUGAAGAAAAUAAAGAGGAAAUAAAAGAAAAAGGUUUGAAAGUUAUUUUUGAAAGUAACCAAACCAAGGUGAGAGUGCAUGGACCUGGUGAAUAUGCUACAGAUGGAGAGUCUGAAACCUGGCUUUGGCAAAUUAAUGGCAAUACAAAUUUCACCUGCAAUGGUGCUGACACUACCUUUGUGGAAAGUGAUGUCAUUUUGAUCCCUUCAGGAACCAAGUAUUCAUGUGUGAUACAGCCAAAUGGGUUGAUGAUUUCUGUAGUCAUGGACCCAAAAAUGAAAUAAAGGUAGUUGAAGAUGUCAUGAAAUUAAUUGUAUUGUGGUAACUUAAACACAGCACACCUGCAAUUUAAGGUAUUAGAUACCUGAGAAACUUUAGCAGUGGAAAGAUUGUAGACAACAAGUAAAACUUUAUAUCAAUAAAUAUUAAAAUAUUUUGCAAUAAACUGUUAAGUAACUACCAAUACAUAGGUUCUGUAUACCAUAAAGUACGUUCCUACAUGGUAAGCCAUCAAAAAUAAAUAUAUUUUUUUUAUAUUAACAUUACAUAAACCUCU
Molecule: messenger RNA, 1218 nt
Organism: Dendronephthya gigantea
Lineage: Eukaryota; Metazoa; Cnidaria; Anthozoa; Malacalcyonacea; Nephtheidae
Product: 3-hydroxyanthranilate 3,4-dioxygenase-like
Exons: 12
Coding region: 83-946 (287 amino acids)
Biological process (GO): quinolinate metabolic process; 'de novo' NAD+ biosynthetic process from L-tryptophan
Cellular component (GO): cytoplasm
Molecular function (GO): 3-hydroxyanthranilate 3,4-dioxygenase activity; iron ion binding
Source: RefSeq, a predicted model, not a curated record